Molecule: messenger RNA, 1716 nt
Organism: Pestalotiopsis fici W106-1
Lineage: Eukaryota; Fungi; Ascomycota; Sordariomycetes; Amphisphaeriales; Sporocadaceae
Exons: 4
Coding region: 1-1716 (571 amino acids)
Molecular function (GO): NADP binding; flavin adenine dinucleotide binding; N,N-dimethylaniline monooxygenase activity
Source: RefSeq, a predicted model, not a curated record
AUGACUUCUCCCUUGAAGAACCCAGGCAAGCGUGUCUGUGUCAUUGGCACUGGUGUGCUAGGCUUGGUCGCUAUCAAGAACCUCAAGGAGCAGGGUCUUGACGUGACGGCUUUUGAGCGCAAUGAUGAAAUUGGAGGCACGUGGAACACGGCGUCGGGCAAGCCAGGUCAAGUCACGGCUACCGAAUUGACGACAUCCAAUACUUCCAAACAAGUGAACUGCUUUACAGAUUUCCCAUUUCCUGAUGCGGCGGCAACGCAUCCAUCGUCAAAAGACAUUGGUGACUAUCUGGUCGCCUAUGCAAACCACUUUGACCUGUUGCGACAUAUCCAGUUUUCAACAAAGGUCGCAAAGGCAGAACGCGAUAAUGCAACGGGCCAAUGGAUUAUUGACACAGAGUCUUUCUCAACUCAAGGAGCUCCCGGGACACAAAAGCACACCUUUGAUCGGGUAGUGGUAGCAACUGGUAUCUUCCAGACUAGAAAAAUGGUCGAUAUCCCCGGGAUUGAAAAGUUUCAAGGCGAUUUUGUGCAUUCUCGCGAAUUCAAAGAUCCUCAUCGGUACGCUGGUAAGAACGUUAUGGUCAUUGGGAUAGGUGCAACGGGAGCCGACACAACUUCAUUUCUGAAGAGGGUCGGAGCAGCCAAGAUUUACUUGAGUCAUCGAAGCCAGACGUACUUGCUCCCGCGCGUCGUCCAAGGUAAAGCCUUUGAUCAUUCCAUGUCGUACCGCAUGGGAUGUAUCAUGCGAUUCAUCAGCGGCUGGACGCCCAAGGCCUUUCUGACCUUGAUGACCAAGGGGAUGCAAGCCGCGCAACAAAAGGCCUUUCCAUGGUUAAAGAGCCACACUUCCUUUUCGGCACCACGCCCACUCCCCGGUGCUCCCAUGCUCUAUCGAAUCCCCAUCUUCUCCGACGACCUGGCACAUAACCUGCGAGACGGCAUCGUCCAGUCCGUCGUGGGGGUCCGCGAGGUAACGGGCCCGCAUACCGUGAUGCUGACCGACGGCUCCACUGUCGACAACCUCGACGCCAUUGUCGUGUGCUCGGGCUACCGCUACGACUUCUCCGUGGUCCCGGGGGCCGGCAACCCGGUCGACCCCGCCAAGGCGACCGACGGGUACCGCCGCAUCCGGGCGGCGCCGCACUACGAGGACGACAACCCCUUCCCCCGCCUGUACCGGGGCUUCAUCUCGGAGCAGUUCCCAGACUCGCUGGCGUUCCUAGGCCACCUCGUCAUCAUGGGCCCGGCGUGGGUGACGUACGAUCUGGCCACCAUGGCGCUGGCGAGCCUCUGGAGCGGCGGCGGCGGCGCCGCCCCGGCAGCACUGCCGACGGCCGCGCAGAUUGAAGCCGACAUUGAGGCGCACUAUCAGGCCAUGAUUGACGCCCUCCACGUCGACAAGGUCACGCACCUGGGCAUCCGCAUGCGCGGGGGCGAGACCUUUGACUGGCUCAACAACACGGCGGGAACCGGACUGCCUCUGCUCUUGGGCAGCUUUAGCCUCGCCGCGUGCAAGCUCUGGUGGCGGGAUCGUCGCUUCUAUAACCUGCUCAUGGACGGGCUGAAUGCCCCUGCCGUCUAUCGCCUAUUCGAUAACGGAGGAGGAGGCCGGGCCCCGUGGCCGGGGGCGCGGGCGCAUAUCGAAAAGGUGAAUGCAGAGGUCAAGGAGAUGGGGGAUAAGUGGAGGCAAGAGGAAAAGGCAAAGCCGCAUUGA